Messenger RNA from Aegilops tauschii subsp. strangulata, 1213 nucleotides. Its product is annotated as UDP-xylose transporter 1. The record is from RefSeq and is a predicted model, not a curated record. Lineage: Eukaryota; Viridiplantae; Streptophyta; Magnoliopsida; Poales; Poaceae.
AGGAAACAUCAGCUGGUCAAGAUGACAGCUGGUUUACAGCUCGGCGUGAUCGGGUCUCUCGCGCUCUCCGUUGCAUCUUCAGUUGCCAUUGUCAUCUGCAACAAAGCUCUCAUCAGCACACUUGGUUUCCCAUUCGCUACGACAUUAACAAGCUGGCAUCUCAUGGUGACCUACUGCACCCUCCAUGUGGCACAACGCUUACAUUUUUUUGAGCCCAAGGCAAUUGAUGGACAUACAGUGAUCCUCUUUGGGUUUCUGAACGGCACCUCAAUUGGACUUUUAAACCUUAGUUUAGGAUUCAACUCCAUUGGAUUCUACCAGAUGACGAAACUGGCCAUAAUACCUUUCACUGUGCUGUUGGAGACAAUCUUCCUGAACAAAAGAUUCAGCGAGACUAUCAAGCUCUCUCUUAUGGUCUUACUUCUUGGAGUAGGCAUCGCAUCAGUUACAGAUCUCGAGCUAAAUCUACUUGGGUCCGUCCUUUCUGGCCUCGCCAUCGCCACCACUUGUGUUGGCCAAAUUCUCACAAACACAAUACAGAAGAAACUGAAGGUCUCCUCAACGCAGCUUCUUUACCAAUCUGCGCCAUACCAAGCAGCAAUUUUGUUUGCGACCGGCCCGUUUGUGGAUCGACUCCUUACAAACCGCAGUGUCUUCGCCCACAAAUACACCACUCCAGUUGUGGGUUUCAUCAUCCUAUCUUGCUUGAUUGCGGUGUCUGUGAACUUCAGUACAUUUCUUGUGAUUGGAACAACGUCUCCAGUCACAUACCAGGUGCUUGGCCACCUUAAGACAUGUCUUGUUCUCUCUUUUGGCUACACUCUACUACACGAUCCUUUCACCAUGAAGAACAUAUUAGGCAUUCUGGUCGCCAUAUUUGGUAUGGCAUUGUAUUCCUUCUUCUCAGUCAGGGAGAGCAAGAAGAAGUCAACAAAUGAUGCUCUGCCAGUUUCACAGAUGCCAGAUAAGGAGACUGAACCACUUUUGGCAACCAAAGACGGCAGUGAUAUCAAGAAGGCAAAUGGUGUAUCGCACGGCUGCUAAGACUUCCCUUGCUUAGUGUAGAUAUAGUAUGCACGUCUGCUCUUCGAGUUUCAAGGAUCUGGAAAGCCAUUUCUUUCCGUUCUUAAAUUUCUUUUGUAGAGAAAAGAUUUCCAUAUCGUAGAGUGUAUAUUUUGACACAACUAUUAUUAUUUGCUUAUCCUUUUUCGCA